Messenger RNA from Paramecium octaurelia, 940 nucleotides. The record is from the annotation of a GenBank genome assembly. Lineage: Eukaryota; Ciliophora; Oligohymenophorea; Peniculida; Parameciidae.
UCUUAAAAUCCUUACUAACAUCUGCUCGAUCCAAAUAUUCCAAUUCCAACCAACGAACAAAUCUAAUAAGUGAAUUCUCAAUAAUAAUACCAUUAACACCUUCAAGGCAAUUCUAACAUGGUUCAAUCAAACAUGGUGAACAGUAAUCUCUAGUAGCCUACUCCUAGUAAGAUUAAUGAGUACAAACAGUACAAAGAAAAGAAUAAAUAAGAUGUAAGUACUAAUUGAUCUAUGAAUAGAUGACAACCAGUGUCUUAAGCUUGAAUGGAUUUUACAAAGAGUAAAUGGAAGGAUACAAUUUUGAUUAUACAAAAUCUGAUCAUCCCUCUGUGGCCUUAUUUCAUUUCGCAAUCAAAGGGAUUGCCCUGGCUGUUUAUUUGUUUGGAGGACUAUUCAUACGAGAAGCGUAACAAAAAUAUAAAUAUAAUAGUUGGACUCUGCCUGAGAUAGUGAUUGUUAUUGGAGCAGUUGAUUUUUGGGUUACAAAGAAUAUCACUGGUAGACUCCUCGUAGGAUUAAGAUGGUGGGAAGAAAUAGAUGAAGCCUCAGGAGAACAACUAUGGGUGUUUGAAACAAGAGUAAAUGAGAAUUAGGUGAGUUAAGUGAAUUCCUUUAUUUUUUGGGCAACUUUGGUACUAGCGAUAUUAGCAUGGGGAUUUUUAGCGGUAGUCAAUGCAAUCGGGUUUCAUAUUCUCAAUGUAUUCAUUACUGUUAUUAUUAAUUUAGUUAACUGGCAUAUCAUUUUAAUUGACUAUCCAAAUAAUUAAUUUUUAUUUCUAUUUCUAGUGUUCAAGAGGUAUAUUAAACAAAUUCAAUUAAUUUAGUUGCUAAAACCAGAGCUAAGCAACUGGCAAAGGUAUUGGGAGCAGAAAUUUUGAAUAAGAUGAUGAACCAAUCUGUGAUUUGGCCAAUGAAAGUACCUAAAUAAAAAGGGUUAUGA